ACGUGAACGACGUCAGUCGUGCGUUGGAAGUGUAGAAAUCGAGUAGGCUUGGCGUGUGGUAAAAUACGCGGAGUGUUCUUUCACAAUUGUUAUCUAGUGUGUGUUAUUAUCCAUUAUUUUUUUUAUAAAAUUGGUGACUAAAUAAUAACAAGUGAAUGAAUAGCUGCAGCUAAGGGGUUGCAUUUUUUUCGUUUUGUUGUUUGGGAGAAAAAUAAAUAAAACGAAUGCCGUGACAGAUAAAUCCAUCAAGUAUUGUUUCGUGACAGGGUGUCCACUCGACUCGCCGCCAACUCGGACCCUAAUCACGCCAUAAUUUUAAUUUUUUGAUUUUUCCGUUUUCUUUUCUUUCUUCUUUUUCUUCUGAUUUUUAUCAUUCAUUUUUUUGUAAUCAUAAUGGAGCGCGAAUCGAAUCCAAUGCAAGCGCUUUGCCGUUCCGGAUGUGGAUUUUAUGGAAGUCCGGCAACGGACGGUCUUUGCUCACUCUGUUACAAGGAGGCUCUCAAGAAAAAACAACAACUUCCAUCCACUCCUACAAGUCUUAGCGCCCUUAGGGACACGGCAACGGCCCAAACAACAAUCAAUCAUCUAACGUCUACCCCCGUUUCGGAGCUUUCGGUUGAGAGCGUCGAAGAAGCGGCCGCUGGUCCGAAUUCGGCCGAUGUGUCAUCGUCAUCCGAAUUGGAGCAAAACGGUGACGAUAAAGAUGCCGAUAAAGACGCCAAAAAGAAGAAAAAUCGUUGUGCUACGUGCCGCAAGAAGGUUGGCCUGACUGGUUUCGAGUGCCGUUGCGGAGGUCUAUUUUGUGCGAUUCACCGAUACAGCGAUAAGCACGAUUGCAGUUUCAACUACCGAGAAAUGGGGGCGCAAGAGAUUCGACGUAACAAUCCAGUGGUCGUCGGUGAAAAAAUCCAAAAAAUAUGAACCCCGCCACACAGUGCCAUGCACCAAUAAAAAUAAUCCCGCAUUAUAAAACAAAAGUGAGUGUGACGGACGGGUUUUGUUGAAAUAUUAGUGCGAGAAAGUGACAUCUAGUGUUGAUUAUAAAUUGCCACCACCACCACUACCACAAAAAAUUCUUCUUUUCCGGAUUAUAAAUAAUAAUAAUAAAAAAGAAAGUAUAGAGAA
Molecule: messenger RNA, 1125 nt
Organism: Tribolium castaneum (red flour beetle)
Lineage: Eukaryota; Metazoa; Arthropoda; Insecta; Coleoptera; Tenebrionidae
Gene: drn
Product: doctor no
Exons: 5
Coding region: 394-921 (175 amino acids)
Molecular function (GO): DNA binding; zinc ion binding
Source: RefSeq, a predicted model, not a curated record